GAAGGGGUGAGUCUGAUUGGCAGGGCGUGGCCGACAGUGUGCGACGAACAUGGCGGAGCGCGUGAAGAAGCGACCCUGCGGCCCGGGUGAACAUGGCCAAAGAGUCGAGUGGCGAAAAUGGAAGCAGCAGAAGAAAGAGGAGAAAAAGAAGUGGAAAGAUCUCAAGCUGAUGAAAAAACUGGAGCGGCAGCGGGCACAGGAGGAACAGGCAAAGCUCCAGCGGGAAGAAGAGGCAGCUGCACAGAGGGAGGACCAGGGUCGGCCCUACACCCUGAGCGUGGCCCUGCCCGGCUCUAUCCUGGACAAUGCCCAGUCACCAGAACUUCGCACCUACCUGGCUGGCCAGAUCGCCAGGGCCUGCACCAUCUUCUGUGUGGAUGAGAUUGUAGUGUUCGAUGAAGAAGGCCAGGAUGCCAAGACCGUGGAGGGAGAAUUCAGGGGAGUCGGCAAGAAAGGGCAGGCGUGCGUGCAGCUUGCUCGGAUCCUGCAGUACCUGGAGUGUCCACAGUACCUAAGAAAAGCGUUCUUCCCCAAGCAUCAGGAUCUCCAGUUUGCAGGGCUUCUGAACCCCUUGGACAGCCCUCACCACAUGCGUCAGGAUGAGGAGUCCGAGUUCAGAGAAGGCAUCGUGGUGGACCGGCCCACCCGGCCAGGCCAUGGGUCCUUUGUCAACUGUGGCAUGAAGAAGGAGGUGAAGAUUGACAAGAACUUGGAGCCUGGACUUCGGGUGACGGUCCAGCUGAACCAGAAACAGCUCCCAGAAAGCAAGACCUACCGGGGAAAAGUCGUGUCGUCGCAGGACCCUCGCACCAAAGCCGGUCUGUACUGGGGCUACACAGUCCGACUGGCCUCCUGCCUCAGUGCUGUGUUUGCUGAGGCCCCCUUCCAAGACGGGUAUGACCUGACCAUUGGGACGUCAGAGAGAGGCUCGGAUGUGACCUCUGCCCAGCUUCCCAGCUUCAGGCAUGCUCUCGUGGUGUUUGGGGGCCUCCAGGGGCUGGAAGCUGGAGUGGAGGCUGACCCCAACCUAGAGGUGGCUGAACCCAGCGUCCUCUUCGAUCUGUAUGUCAACACCUGUCCUAGCCAGGGCAGCCGCACCAUCCGCACUGAGGAGGCCAUCCUCAUCUCUCUGGCCGCCCUGCAGCCUGGCCUCACCCAGGCGGGCGCCCGGCCCAGCUGAAGGUGCCAUCAGGCAGAAGACAGCAAGGCAAGCAGGAGGGAAGCUAAAGGCUCCUGAGGGUCCCCUGGGACAGACACAGCCAGGACUUCUGUCUCCAAAAAUCACCACCUUUAAUGUGACCCAGCCCCCCCAGUCCGGCGGGGUACAGCCUUCACUUGCAGCCUGCAGUGAUGGCCUUGACGCUGCCUGCCCGCGCCAGAAUAUUUGGCACAAAGAGCAGCCCCGAAGCUCGUUCGAUGCUCUCAAUGGGCACCAGGAAGCGUUCUAGCGGGACCGCCUCGUCCACGGGGGCGUUGGGCAUCACGUAGGAGCGCAGUUCGAUUUGCCCGCCUGCUGCCUCCAGGAUCAGUACCUUGAAGAAGUGGGUGGGCACCGCCACGUGGUUCUUGCCGAUGACCUGGUACUUCACAUAGGACUUCCCAUCAGCCUCCGUCCUGCGGGCAGAGCGGGGCACACGUGGCCUUUCUGAGCUCCCAAGGGGUCUGGUCGGACCAGAGGCUGCACCUCCAGGAAGCCUUCCCUGACCUGACUUGCACCUGACUUGCACCUUGUGUCAGCCCGUAGCACUGCCCCCUCAGCAGGAGGCGUCCAUGCCCUUCCUGGCUCCCCCAGGAGGCAGGAGGUGCUCCCUGCUGGGUAGACACACCCUUCCCCUGUUUUCCUCAGGCCCAGCAACAGGUCAGCAGGGUGGGGGUGGCAAUAAAUGCUGUUAAGAGAA
Mustela lutreola (European mink) is the source of this 1898-nucleotide messenger RNA. It is a transcript of the gene SPOUT1, whose product is annotated as SPOUT domain containing methyltransferase 1. NCBI's taxonomy places the organism in Eukaryota, Metazoa, Chordata, Mammalia, Carnivora, Mustelidae. Gene Ontology annotation, cellular component: spindle pole centrosome; mitotic spindle; kinetochore. The record is from RefSeq and is a predicted model, not a curated record. The transcript is spliced from 12 exons. Bases 50 to 1180 code for a protein of 376 amino acids. Gene Ontology annotation, biological process: miRNA processing; maintenance of centrosome location. Gene Ontology annotation, molecular function: miRNA binding.